Molecule: messenger RNA, 15478 nt
Organism: Lottia gigantea (owl limpet)
Lineage: Eukaryota; Metazoa; Mollusca; Gastropoda; Lottiidae
Exons: 77
Coding region: 1-14214 (4737 amino acids)
Molecular function (GO): protein binding; ubiquitin-protein transferase activity
Source: RefSeq, a predicted model, not a curated record
AUGGCUGCCAUGCCCCAAGUAAAAUUGAAAUGUGCUGAACAUUUUAACUCUAGUUGGGUGGCUGAAGAUUGUGAAUCAAUCCUAGAACAGGAAACAUUAAAUCAGUUGUAUGAACGUCUUCUGAUCAACAAAGAAUUGGUUCCUGCAACUCAACAGGCCAUUCAUCUCAGAGGACCAGUGUUGCCAGAUUUUGAAAAAGAUUGCCAUUCUUCUGAGGAAAAAGAACAUUUACUGAAUUCUUUGUUGUCAAAUCAGUUGUUUCUAGCAGCCACAGCCUGUAGUAAUACGCCAUAUUGUCAAUCUCUUCGAAAACGUCUGGUUGUUUUACAAAGAAUCUAUCACAGUAUCUCUUCUAAAUAUCAUGAGAAAGCAGGAUCUGCUACAGAGAACUCAACAACUCUUAUUGGAAAUGAAGAGAAAGAAACUAAAUCGUCUGCAAAGGAUGCAGCAUCUGGAAAUAAUGCCUUGAUUGAAAUUGGUGUCAAAACUGGUUUAAGUAUGUUAUUUGGUCUCCUGCAGCAAAACUGGCAGUUGGCAAAUGAAGUUGGGCGUUUGUCGUUCACUAAUAAUAUUUUUCAAACAGCUAUUCAGGUCAUCUCUUCUCUACCCACUCUAUCACUGGCUAAUGAAACAAAGCUUUCCUCCCUUGGAAUCGAGACCUUAAAUGAAGUAACCAAGUUUUUAAAGUUAACAGCUAUGCCAGACUCUGGUGCUGAUUUGAAAGGACAACAACUGGCUGUAGAAUUGAUGUUAGCAAUAGCUUGUCAUCGUGGUUCAUUAUGUUACUUAUUGGAAUGGAUUGAUUUAGCCAUGGAGGUAUCAGCUGUGAGCCAGGCUGAAGAAAAGAAAGGCAGUGAAAAGAAACAAGGAAUGAUAAGAUACAGUUUUUAUAAUGAAAUUAUACAACAAAUGCUCAGUUCUUCUGGCUCGGUUGAUUGUACCAAUGGAUUUCUUCCACCCCAACCUGAUAAGGCAGGAAUGUGUAGUCUAUAUAAAGCUUCCCUGUAUUUAUUACAUAUGUUGGAACGUUUAGCUGAUAGAUAUGUAAAUAGUUGUGCUGGUCCUGAUGAGAAUAAGAAUAGUAAUUUAGAUCUGGGAAUGUCCAGUGUGCCACCUGUCAACUCAACAACUUGUGAUGUAUUUGUAUGGGGAAGUAACAGUAGUCAUCAGCUAGCAGAGGGCAGUCAGGAGAAAAUACAUACUCCCAAAUUAGCUUCCUCUUUUACAGAUUGUCAACAGAUUGAAGCAGGACAGUUCUGUACCUUUAUAUUGAUGAGAGAUGGUUCAGUCAGUGCUUGUGGUAAAGGAAGUUAUGGACGAUUGGGACUAGGAGACUCUAAUAACCAGGCUGUACCUAAAACAAUACAUUUUGAACCUGAGAGAACCAUCAAGAAGAUCUCAUCAUCUAAAGGUUCUGAUGGUCAUACUCUUGCUUUGACUCAUAGGGGGGAAGUCUUCACAUGGGGAGAUGGUGACUAUGGAAGAUUAGGACAUGGUAAUAACACAACUCAGAAAACACCGAAGUUAGUUCAAGCGUUAUUGGGUAAAAUAGUGAAAAGUGUGUCAGCCGGGUACCGACAUUCGGCUGUGGUGACUGAAGAUGGUGAACUCUAUACUUGGGGAGAAGGCGAUUAUGGACGUUUAGGUCAUGGAGACAGUACAAGUCGUGGUCUACCCAAGUUAGUAAAAGAUAUAAGUAAUGUAGGUCAGGUAGCCUGUGGUAACUCUAAUACUAUAGCUGUAUCACAGGAUGGUAAAACUGUCUGGUCUUUUGGAAGUGGAGAUAAUGGAAAACUUGGUCAUGGUGAUAUGAAUAGACAAUAUAAACCUAAAGUUAUUGAGGCAUUUAAUGGAAUGUGUAUUCGUAAAGUUUCAUGUGGUAGUCAGACAUCUCUAGCUUUAACUUCUACUGGACAGGUAUAUGUGUGGGGUAGUGGAUCAGGGCUAGGGUGUGGUUUAUCUGAAUUUACUGCUCUGACACCUCAACUAGUAAAAGAUCUACAUAAUGUCCAUAUUGUAGAUAUAGCCAUGGGAGACAGUCACUGUAUAGCACUAUCACAUGACAAUAGAAUCUAUGCAUGGGGUAAUAAUGCAAUGGGUCAAUGUGGACAAGGUCAUUCACAAAGUCCACUUACAAGACCACGGAAAGUGUUUGGUUUAGAAGGUGUUUCUAUUCAACAGAUAUCAGCUGGUACUUCUCAUAGUGUAGCUUGGACGUCACUCCCUCUAGAUAGGACCAUUGUGGCAUGGCAUCGUCCAUUUUGUGUUGAUCUGCAGGAAUCCACUUUUAAAUACCUGCAGAAGUUUUUAGAGAGAUAUUGUACAGGAUUUAACAACUCUGAUACACCAGCACCUUUUCUUUCUGAUCAAGAACAUCAGAAGUUUGUGUUACUAUGUUUUAAGAUAUUAACAUCUCAUCUAUCUCUGGCACUAGCUGGGGGUCUGGGUGGUGAACUACUUGGAUCCCAAACUAAGUUAUUACGUAGUUUAUUAUUUAAACUUAUUGAUACUAAAACUACUGAUGCUAUACAAGAGGCUGUUUCUGAAACAUUAUCAAUAGGAGCCUCUCUGUUAUUACCACCAUUGAAAGAGAGGAUGGAGUUAUUACAUUCAUUACUCCCCCAGGGAACUGGCUGGGAUAUACUUACUACAGGACAGAGAAUGCAAGUAUCAAUAAUAUUAACAAGUUUACAAGAUAACCAACAAAUAUCAACUGUGUUAGGUUUUACUAGUUGUUUACUAGUUACUAGUCAACAAACAAUUCCAACAGAACCAACACGUGAACUACAAUUAGCUGAAGUCCUCAUGAAAACUAUUCUACACAAUCUAGCAUCUCAUACAGAGAAGAUAUUGAAUGAAAUGGAGAAGAACAGUGAUAAAGAUAAAAGUUUAUUAUUAACCAACUCAGCUCCUCCAAUGAAUCUUGGUUUACUACUCUCAUCCCUACAGAAACACCUACUAGCUUACUGUCAUAGUAAUAACAACUAUUGUAACAUAGUAACCACUACCCUGAUAAAUCACCUAUCUCUUCUACUACCGGUGUGUAAAGAGUUAAUUCAGUUAGCUACAUCAGUUUUAAAAUCUACACCUACUCUUCUACAACAGUUAGAAAGUAAGUCAAUAGUUGUGUUUGAUAGUCCAGUUGGUGGAAUGUUAUCUCAUGUUCUACAUUCUCUAUUAAUAUUACCACCUAAUUUAACUGUGGCCAUAUUACCUGAUGUUUUGUCUUUAUUACCUGCCCUUGAUCAGCUCUCCAAAUCUUUACCACAUAUAAUAGAUCUAGAGAAUAAGGAACUGGAAAUAUCAGUCGGUAAGUCGGUGCUGAUUAUGAUUUAUGAAGAAGCCAAUUUAAAGUACAAGGUAGAAUCAUGGACAUGGUUAGUGGUAAUAGAAAGAACAUGUUCUCUAGUAGUAGGGAAUGCUAUUGGUGGAAUGUUACUAGGCCCUUCAGUCACUGUCUGUGAAACUAAAUGUAACCAAUGGCUGGAUAGUCAUCUAUUUAGUACUGGCCUAGAAAUAUCUCUUCCCACUCUUGAGAAGACUAUCAGUAAACUAGGGUUGUAUUAUGAAGAGAAGAUAGAAGAUAUCUCAUUAGAAAGUUUAGGAUUAAAACUUGAUUCUAAUUUAACCUGUUUAUUAGAAAUUGUAUUAAAGCUUCCCACCCAAUCAGCUAGAUAUAUCUGGGCUAAUAUGACAGAAUAUGCUACAUAUCAAGGCAAGUAUCUUGAUACAUGUGAAUAUAAUGAAGAUGAUGAACCACUAUUAGAUAUAGUAUCUAGAUUUUAUUUAGCAACAUUAUUAAAACAUUGUAACCUGAUUAAAACAGCUCUAGAACAUAAAGGAUAUCAACCAUGUAAAAGUUUAACUCAAGUUUAUCAUCUAGUAUAUGAACUACGUAGUAAACUAUAUGCUAAUAAAGUCCGAGUUGGAAUGGAGGACAAACAGGAAGGGGAGUUAACUGGACGAUGGAAACUGUUACAAGACAGUGCUCCCUCAGAUACAGAUCUUGCUGAGGAUUACCAUUCUGAAGUAGUCUCAGAUGGUAGGUUUUGUUUAAAAUUCUUUCAUUACAGUGUAAACUUGAGAUCAAUUUCCAGGUAUCAAAUUUCUGUUAAAUGUGAAAAUUUAGAUGAAGAUGACAUCAAUGAAAAUAGAAGGAGAGAAAUAUUACCUAAGAUAUCAUAUGAAGAGAUGUGUAAAUCUACUAUAAAGAGAUGUAUAUUUUUACUAGUUGGUAUAAAGUCACCAUUAUUAUCUGUAUCUGAUGAGGUACCACUAUCACCUGGUAAAACACAAUCCACAGUACAACAUAUUGAUAAUACAGGUACACCUGGUAUACUGGUAUAUAGAGAUGAGGGUAGAUUAAAUAGAAGAGGAAGUUUACCUGAUAUAUCACAGUCUGUACUACAGGUUAGUUUCAAUUUUACAAUAGAUGCAACCUACUACAUCAAAACCACUAAUAUAGGAACUCUUCAGAAAGUAAAGGAAACUUUACGUAGAUUGAGGUGGAGACGAGAUAGAAUUGAAGAUAUGGGAUUAUCUCAUGUUGAACCUCAGAUGUCUUAUUCCACUACUCAGCAUUAUACACAGUUACAGCUGGAAAUAGCUCGCUUUGUUUGUGGUGACCAUCAGCCUACUACUAGUUUAUCAGACUCUAUUACAAACUGUACAGUAGAGGAUAUCAGUACAUGUUUAGAUAUUCAACAAAAUAGAGCUGAGCAAAGACUGUAUGCGUUGAAUCAGAUAGUAGAAUUAUUAUCCACUAGAAGAGAUAAUGAAGAGAAAGAAGAUAGUUCAUCAUCUAAUAUUACCUCUACCACCUUAUUAAAUACAUGUCAUCUACAACUACUAGCUGGCUGUUUUGGUUUCCUUGUAGAAUUCCCUAAUACAGCUACUCAAAAUUACCAUUAUCAGUUUGGUAUAAAAUCUGCCAAUUCUCAAACUCAACAAGAAAUCCAGUUGGCUGUACAUCAGAUAUAUGAAUUACUAGUCAAAUCUCUCUGUGAUAUUUAUAAUUCUCACCAAUUUGGCAUGGAUACCAAGAAACAUCUAUUAUUAUGUACUGUGCUAGCAUUAAGUAUGAGAUAUAAACCUGUAGAUGUCUCUCUAGCUGUAUCAUGUGGUUUAAUUCCCUUGUUAUAUAGUCUAUCAGAGGGUUCUAACAAUCUACCUAAUACUCUAUCUCCCAUGCAGGGUUGUCUCUCAGCCUCCCACCUCUCAGCUAUAUUACAAGUUUCCAGCCUUAGAUUGCUACAGAUUAUAUCUGUCACUACAGGGGCGUAUGCUGAUAAACUGAGUAAUAAUGUAAUACAAGCUAUAUUAGAGUUACUAUGGAAACAGUUACAGAAUAUUCUACAACUGGCCAAUCCUGAUUUAGUUUGUGAAUCUGUUUGUUCCAAUAUAACAGGUAAUUAUAAAAAAAAAUGUAUAUUUGUAGAGAAGACUCUAUCUGACCAUCGAGAUCUGAUCUCGGCUCAAACCAGUGUUGGUGAUUUCCUGGUGUUUCUACGCCGUGUGGCCGUGUCUACCACUAUACAAGAACAUAUGUGUACCUCUUAUUGGAUACAAGCUUUACUAAACAUAGUUUGUGGUACGGAUGAUGAUGGUGUUCCCUUUAUCAACAAUCUGAGAGCUAGGCUACUGUCUUUAAUGUUAUUAGAUAAUUUACUACCAGCCUGUAAAGAACAAGACUCAGAAGAGUUGAGAACUGAGGUGAUUGAAAAAUUAUUUGACUGUUUGUACAUCAAUAUGUGGAAAGUGCCAGCAGCUAUAGCUAAGAUGGAGGCUAGAAAGAAGAAAGAGGACUUGCUUCAAAAACUUGAAACUCUGUCUACAUCUAGCAGAGAAACGACCCCCACCCCAGAAUCUUCCAUUGAUUCUAUCCAUAUGCAGGGAGCUGCGUUUGAUAUGGAGAAAUGUAACUCAUGUAGUGUUGAAAUGGAUCAUACAUUAGUUCAUGGAUCUGGUGGUCGUGGAUACGGACUAGGAACUACUGCUAUAAAGUCUGGAUGUUACCAAUGGAAGUUUUUGAUAGUGAAAGAAAACAGAGGUAAUGAAGGGACAUGUGUUGGAGUAUCAAAAUGGCCGAUACGAGAUCAUGGCCAUCGUACAACUAGUGAUAUGUGGCUGUAUAGAGCCUAUAGUGGUAAUUUAUAUCACAAUGGAGAACAGACGUUGAUAUUAUCAAGCUAUACACAGGGUGAUUAUAUCACAGUCUUGUUAGAUAUGGAUGCUCGAACAUUGGCUUUUGGGAAAAAUGGCGAGGAACCAAGAGUAGCUUUUGAAGAUAUAGAAUGUACAGAACUGUAUCCAUGUGUCACCUUUUAUAGCAGUAACCCUGGUGAAAAGGUGAAGAUUACAGAUAUGCAGCUUCGUGACAAUCCUCGUGAUUUAUUACCAGGUGAUCCUCAUUGUGCAACCUCAGUAUCAGUUAUAGUGGAAUCUAAUAUCUCAUUAAUACGUAACCUGUAUAACGUACCUGCCUGGUCUACAUUGAUCAAGAAGAAAAUGUGUGGCAUGCUGGAUAAACCUGUAUCAAUUUAUGUUAUAGAAAACACUGUAAAAGAAGACAAAUCAGGCAAAGUGAAUGAUAUGAACCAAUCAAAUGAUAGUAAACCAGGUGAUGGUCCAAUGGUUGCCAACCAACAUUUAGGACUGAAAUUUAAAGUUGAUGAUCAGAAGUUAGAAUGGUUGUGUAAGCAGGUUUGGCCAUGCUUAUGCGUGAUAGCAGGAGUGGAUUCAGGCAUCAGAAUUGGUGGAAAAUGUUUACAUAAAACUUCUGGUAAACAAGGUAUUGUGAUGGGUAUGUCUAGGGAAGGUACAACUACUGUUAAAGUUCAUUGGGAUGAUGGGACAUGCUACUCUAAGAAUAUACAAGUCAUGACUUUUGUUUCUAUUUCUAGUGAUACUCCAGUAAGUAAUAUUGAACCAAUAGAAACCCCAGAUUUUGAAAUUGAUAAGUUAACAGGUUUCACGGCUGGUCAUUUGGACUCUUUAGUGAAAUUGGCCUGUAUGAUUGAAGAGAAGGGAAUGCAGGAGUUGCCUCAGCAGCAACCUGUUCAGGCGGAAGACAAUGAACUCAAUCAGGAUAUUAGUCGAGAACCAACAGAACAUCCAUUGUCAGAAUGGCAAGCUUUAGAUCCUCAAGACAUUGUUGAUAUUAAUUCAACAACUUCUCAGGCAGAGGGAGAAAAGGAAGAGCCUAGUUCUGAGGAAAAUAAGCCUGUUGAAGAAUUUCAAAACAUUCCAAUCAAACCUAAACUAAAAUCAAAGUUGUCAAAAGAAGAAAAAGAAAAUCAUUAUUUGAAGCAAAUGACAUUGCAAAUGGCUGCCAUGAAGUCGUUAAGGGUCAUCAUCAGCAGCAAUAAAUUUGCUGAAAUGUUAUUGGUUCCUAAAUCAAGCCAAUCAGAAAGUGAUGCUACUAAAUCCUUGUUGGAGGGAAUUAAAGAUCAGAAAGAUGAAGAAAUAAAACAUUCUUUACAAGCCAUGAUGAAGAAAAUUGUCAAAAGAUCUCUGGUAUCUUCGCCAUUUAGAAGAAUUGUGAGUUUGUCAGAAUUGGAAAGAACAUUCAAUGUAUUACAAAAAUUAUCAGUUUCAUCCUCCUCAGACUCUAGUCUUGAUAUUAAUGAAUUGGAAGGUAGGUUUAUAGAAACUACUUCAUCAGAGACCCCUAAUACUGCAUCUGCAGCAACACCAUCCACAUCCAACCCUGUUUCUGUGAGUUUCCAUUUAUUUCACAUAAUUACAUUGGAGUUAUGUUGGUCCCAUACCAUGAUACCUUUGCAAAUCCCCACAAAGAUUUCUCUAGGCUUUAUGAAUUUAUUGGGAGUAGACUACUCAGAUAGCCAUACCUUACAACAGAAAGCUGUUAACUCUGCUGAUAAUAUUAUUUGUAUUUCCAGUGCCGAUGAUGUAGGUGGUAUAACAAGAAGAAUGUUAAGAUCAGUUCAUCCUAAAAACGUUAUUUCCUUAUCCAAUACCAUGAGACGUCCAUUACGUUCUAGAUCUCCUUCCCCACCGCCACCACCAAUCAUACCUCCUUUACUAGAGAUGGGUUUUAAUUUAUCUCAGUGUAAACAAGCUUUAGCAGCCACAGGUAAUGGUCGUGAAAUCACUGUUAGAGCCAUCAAUACCUUAGCUACCUGGAUGAUAGAGCAUCCAAUAACAACACCACCAGUAGACCCAACUUCCCAGUCUGCUCCCAUGAGUCUGAUAGUUGAAGAUAUGGAAAAUAACACUACAAGUCGUAUUGACUCUCCAACUGAUCCAUAUUUACUGAAUGAUGAUACAUCUGAUGAUACAGAAGAUUAUGAUGAACGUGUUCGUCCACGAUUAAGAAGACCUAGACGACUGUCUAGGAGUCGACAUAUAGACAUUAGAAGUUUUUUUACCGGUAAAUAUAUUAGUUUUAUUGUUAAAUGUCACAGAAGAGAAGAUCGUCCAGAAAGAAGACAUGAAGUAGGUGAAGCCAGGCCAUUAUUUGAUCCAUUUGAUGACUUUGAUUUACAAGAGGAACUGUACAGUGAGGAGGGCCUGGAGGACAUGUUUACCUUCAACCCUACAGACAGACCACAGCCUUUCUCCAUAUUGCGUCGUGAUCUAGAUGUGCCUGAUCCAAUCAGAUGUGAAUUAUGUGGACAUGAAAGUUUUAAUUUUAACAGACAUAUGAGGAGAUACCAUCCAGGCUGUGGGGGAAGUUGUGGUAGUCAUGGAUACCGUAGUGAUGGACUGUAUGAUGAUGGAUGGUUUGGUGGUGUUUGUGGAUCAGGUCAUCCAUUUUAUUUACUGUGUCGUGAAUGCCGAGAACGCUAUUUACAACCAGCUAGAGUCAGUGUUAGUGAUACUACUAAUACCACCUCUUUUAAACCACCAAACACAGUUCCUAUAGCUCCUGAUUUACUUGGUAACUCUGAUGGUAUGUUUGAUGAUGAGAUGAUGUUAUCAUUGAUGGAAGAUCAAUCCCAUAAUGUUUUAAAUGAUAAUUUUGAUAAAUUAUUACCAAGAUUGGGUUUGACAGAUCGUAAAAACAUCCCGGAUCCUGUCAGGUUUACUGAAAAUGAUCCACUAGGCUCCAGAAUCAUCAAUACUAAAUCACCAGAAUUAACUUCAGAAUCUUUAGGUGUUGUACCAAGACUAUCUAGAAUGGAAUCAAGAGGAAAGAAUUUAUCAGAACAAGCAUGUAAUUUAACUAACAGUACAGACAGAAUGUUGGCAUUACGACGUACAGCAGCUGGUAUGCAUGUAUUACUAGCUAGAACAAUAGUGAUGAAUGUUCUCAAAUUACUGGCUCAAAGUGGAAGUUCCUGUAGCUUAUCAGAAGCUUUAAAUGAUAUAGGUCUAUCAGAUAUUAUGUUGAUAGUACAACUCAUGUCAUUAUGUGCCAGUGGAAAGAUGGAGAUGUCACGUAAAAAUACAGGCAAUGAAUCUACAGAGCAUUUGGAUCAUUUGACUAUUGCCAUCGGUGCUCUAGUUCAAGAUAAUCCCCAAGCUUUAAGACAACUCAUGAAUUUUUGUACAGAGGAACUAAUGCUGGCAGCAAUGAGUUUAAAUCCUGCAGUUCCACACGCACAUAAACCAUCCCUAUUUACAUCAAGAAGGCCUUCAACUUUUACAGUGACUCAAGCUCUGGUGUCAUUGUUAGCUAAAAAGGGUUGGACUUCUCCAAGUACUGAAAGUCCAGUGAUAGAAACAAAAUUUUCACCUCUACAACUGAUCAAUGCUUUAUCUGCUUGUGUUAUAUCAGCGAGAAUGAGUUCAAAUUAUAGAUGUUGGGCAGCUCAACAACUAGUCCAGGCUUUAUCAGCUCAAGGCCAGCGUGUACAGUCAGACACUGAUACACAGGUUGAUCUAAGUGGUGACUUACCUCCCUGUGCCACCACCAACCUAGAGGCUCACCAGAACAGAUUGUCAACUUGUAUCUGGAACUCUAAGAAAUGUCUGCUAGCUUCUGGUGGUUAUGAUGGUACAGUAAGAAUCUGGAAUAUGAUAAGUAAAUCUCAGUUGUUACAGCAGACCUGUGUAUUUAAUCGUGAUGAAGGUCAAACAGCAGAAGAUCUAGAUGGCAUUCCGUUAAAUAAUAUCUGUUGGAAUAGUACUGGUAAACUUCUUGCUGCGUCCAGUGAUAAUAUGAUCAAUAUUUGGGCUACUGGAGGAAGUAAAGGUCACCUCGAAAUCCAGUCUGAAUGGGUUACCGCCCUUGCUUGGCCACAAACAAGAGGAUUGUUUGAAGGUAGACUGGGUUUACCAGUAGACUGUAUACUAGUUGGGUCAUUAGAUGGUAAAGUGGCUUUAAUAGAUGUUGUAGACAGUUGUAGUUUUUAUCGUAAAGAGCUGGAACAUUGCUACAGAUAUAAUGUGUCAAUAACACAGAUAGCCUGGUAUAAUGAAGAUAAGAAGUUUGUAAUAGGAUAUAAUGAUGGUACAUUGUCCAUAGCUUCUAAUAAAGACUAUGAUCAACCUAUUAAUACAGAAGCACAUCAGAAUUCUAUAUCAAUGUUAAAAUGGGAUCCGACUGGUCAUCUACUGUUAUCUACAGCUAGUAAUGAUCAGACAGUAAAGAUAUGGAAAGAAGGUGUUGAGGGACUAGACUGUGUAGCUAUUUUACCUCAUCAAGCACCUGUUACCUAUAUUGAAUGGUGUCCUCUUCUCGGUCAUAGAGAUGAUAAAAAGUUACUAUUAGCUAGUGGAUGUGAAGAUGGUAGUAUUUAUUUAUGGACCACUCCACAACCAAAGACCUCGAAUUUGACUCCAUCUACCAUUAAAACAGUAGGAUUCAGCAGCCCAGUGGAUGCCAGUGAUAACAGUAACCUAAUAUCCAAACCUAUUAAAACUUUACUGGGACACCUGACAUCAGUUUCAUGUUUAACAUUCAGUCCUAAUGGUUUAAUGCUGGUGUCUGGGUGUGUUAAAGGCUUGGUGAACAUCUGGUCUCUUCAUGAUGCUUGUCUAUGUCAGACAUAUACUGGUAAUGGUACUAUACGUAGUCUCUGUUGGUUCUCUGAUAGGAUGAUAGCUGUUUGUAGCAGUAGAUCUAAAGACUUGACAAUAAUCCACUUUUCACCUGAGAAUUACAAUAGAAAUAAUAGAAUUGUCAGCGUGGCUAGGAAGUCUUUAAAAUCACGAGGAUUGGUCGGGUUACACCAGGCACCGUGUUUCCGUGGAUUAUUACAGAGACUGCCUGAUUUACUACAAGAACAAUAUCAACAUGAAAAGCCGAUGGUAUUUAGUGGUGAUCAGUUAAUGUUUAGUCAGUAUUUACAGUGUUUAGUAACGUUAGUAGUGGGACUAUCAUUAGAUACAGCUCUCUGUUAUACACCUACACCAUUACAUCAUCAAACAGGUACUACUGGUAGGUAUAAUAGUACAGUCUCUGAAUGGCAAUGGUUAUUAAACUAUUCUACAGCAGUGAAAUCCUGUGAUGCCUUAACUAAACGUUCUCCCUUUCCACAGUCCUUUAUCAAUCUCUGUCAGAAUUUAGACUUUAUUUCUAACAACAAGGAAGAGAUAUUGGUGAGUGAUAAUUCUAAAUGGAAUUUGAUACAAGAUGGAGAGAUAAUGUCCUGGGCUAUCAAUCAUCCUGAAGAUUGGCAGAUGGGUGGGCUGUCUGAGUCAUACCUCUGGGGAUAUGGUAGGCACGGGCAGAUGUGUGAAGGCGGACAGUCUUGUAAUAAACCUGUUAAAGUUCCAUCUUUCUCUUGUGCUCAACAGAUUGUGUGCGGUCAGAAUUGUACAUUUGUUAUUCAAUUUAACGGUACAAUAAUGGCGUGUGGGGAGGGGAGUUAUGGUAGACUAGGUCAAGGUAACUCAGAUGACCUUCACACUCUUACAGCUAUAGCCACACUACAAGGAUUUGUUGUGACUCAAGUAGCAACAUCUGUAGGAUCUGAUGGACAUAGUUUAGCUGUGACAGAGAGUGGAGAAGUGUUCAGUUGGGGGGACGGAGAUUAUGGUAAACUGGGCCAUGGGAACAGUGACAGACAAAAACGUCCACGCCAAAUUGAAGCUCUUCAAGGAGAGGAGGUCAUUCAGUUAUCAACAGGAUAUAAACACAGUGCAGUAGUAACUGCUGAUGGUAAACUAUUUACGUUUGGUAAUGGUGAUUAUGGUCGUCUAGGACACGGAUCAACAGCCAAUAAAAAACUACCAGAACGUGUGGGUGAACUAGAAAAUUAUCAGAUUGGAUAUGUAUCUUGUGGAUUAAACCAUACACUCUGUGUAUCUGUUGAUGGUAAUAAUGUGUGGGCAUUUGGAGAUGGUGAUUAUGGUAAACUGGGACUAGGAAAUACCACUGCUACAGCUGUACCUAAUAAAAUAGAGGCUUUACAAGGUGUUAAGAUCCAGAAAGUGGCGUGUGGAAAUCAAUUUUCUGUGGCGUUGAGUCGUUGUGGUAGUGUUUAUACUUGGGGUCUAGAAAGAUUAAUUGGCCAGGCGAAUUCUUCAAACAGAAAUCCAAAUAAACCCCAAAAAGUAUCAGCAUUAAAUGGUCAUUUAAUAACAGAUAUAGCUGUGGGUGCAGAACAUACUCUGGCCCUGACAGUUACUGGUGAGGUAUGGGCGUGGGGUAGUAAUACAGAUGGACAGCUGGGUCUAGGACAUAUUAAUUCCCCAGUUAAAGAACCUGUUUGUGUUCCAAAUCUGGAAGGAGUACAUAUCAUUCAGAUCAGUGCUGGUAAAACUCACAGUGCAGCCUGGACAGCUCGACCCCCUCCAGCCAGGACCCCUGGGUCACUGCGCCCGUUAUUAAGCCUAACAUUAAGCCUGCCUGAGGAAUCACCCCCUCAAUAUUCAUCAUUAAAGGACAUUAAUUCAUAUUAUAUCCGAGGACGGUUAGCUCUACUUCACCAAUUCUCUGAUCUGAUCUACAAUACCUGGAGAUUACUAUCUCUUCCUAAAAAUCAGAAUAGUUUGACAAGUUUUGAGACUGGUGCUAUGGGAAUAAUAGAUGGUAGAUUAAGAAGUGUAUUAUCACCAAGAGUUUAUACUCUACCAAUGGUCAGAUCUAUAGGACGGACCAUGGUCCAGGGUAAAAAUUGUGGUCCUCACAUAACUGUUAAACGUUUAUCUACAAGAGGUAAAAAAUGUCGUCCAGUGUAUAUUCAAACAGCUCAACAAGUUGUUAAAUUGAAGCCAGAAGAAUUACGUCUACCAGCUAGAGCAUGGAAAGUUAAACUGAUAGGUGAAGGGGCAGAUGAUGCAGGAGGAGUGUUUGAUGAUACUAUAACUGAAAUGUGUCUGGAACUAGAGUCUGGUAUAGUACCGCUUUUACUACCAACACCCAAUACUAAAACAGAGACAGGCAAUAACAGAGAUAGGUUUUUAUUGAAUGCUUCCUUUAAAGCUAUAGAAGACCAUGAAGUAUUAUAUAAGUUUCUAGGAAUAUUAUUUGGGGUAGCUAUAAGAACUAAGAAACCAUUAGACCUACAUCUGGCACCAUGUGUCUGGAAGCUGCUAGCAGGAAUGACUCUACAGGUUGAGGAUAUAGAGGAGGUAGAUUAUUUAUAUAUACAAAGUUUACGAGGAAUACUCAAUAUACAGGAGAAUGGAGUCAAUGAAACUAAUUUCCAUGAGUUUAUCCCAAUAGACAGUUUUGAAGGUCAAAGUUCAUCUGGUGAGAUGGUGCCAGUGAUACCUGGUGGUUUAAAGAUACCUUUACAUUUUAAUAAUCGUAAAGAUUACGUUGAUAGAGUCAUGCAGUAUAGACUUCACGAGAUGGAUAGACAGGCUGAAUUAAUAAGAGAAGGGAUGUCGUGGAUCAUACCAGUUCCUCUACUAUCAUUAUUAUCAGCUUCAGCAUUAGAACAAUUAGUUUGUGGUACAGCUGAAGUUUCUAUCAAUGUUUUACGUCAAGUUGUCAGGUACCGAGGAAUUGAAGAAUCUCAUAUUUUAAUCAAAUGGUUCUGGGAGACACUGGAAAACUUUACAAACGAUGAGAGAAUACAGUUCUUACGAUUUAUAUCUGGAAGAACAAGACUACCAACCAACCCAGCUGAUAUUUCACAGCGUUUUCAGAUAAUGACUUCUGAUAGAGGUUUAAACAGCCUACCAACUUCUCAGACCUGUUUUUUUCAACUGAGGUUACCCAUGUACAGCAGUCAAGAAGUUUUAGCAGAGAAACUACGCUAUGCCAUCAAUCAUUGUCGAUCUAUUGAUAUGGAUAACUAUAUGUUGACCAGAAAUACAGAGAAUGGUAUGGGCUCUGAUGAUGAGGUUCCUUAAUUUGUGUUGAUGUAAAUUGAACUUCGGUGACAUUUGUUUAAGAGAAAAUAAUUGUGUAAUUUGUGUUGAAAGUGUAGGAGUGAAAUGGAGUUAUAUUAUAUUCUUUUGAGUAAAAGAUUCGAAAACAAUGUUUUUAUUAAGUUUUGUGAUUGUUUUUUUAAUCAAGGAUAAAUUUCUGUGAAAUUUGAAAACUUGUUGCUAUACAACAGCAGGCUUAGCAAAAGAAAAGAACUCAUUCUGGUUUUCUUUCUCUCCCUAUUUUUGUAUAUUCAGAUAUCAAUUUUGCUUUAUUAUUUUUCCUAACCAUUUCUGGUAUGUUUCAAAAAUGAAAAUUCCUUAACUUUUUCAAACCAGAUGAAAAAUUGAACUUUAAAUAAGCUUUGUAUGUGUACAAAUAAUACCCAUUGGUAGGGACUAGUGUUUAACCCUUUGAACCCUGAGUGUAAAUGAAAUAUAACAUCAUAUACCCUGAACUCCAAGUAAUAAAAGUAAAAGCGUAAGACGUCACUUAGCAACGGCCGGUAUCCUGGCUGAUCAAGGUAUAUAUUGCGUUAGUGUGUGAGUGGUAAAAUGGCUGCUCGGGUUGAAAGGGUUAAAAAGCUCUUGUAUAAAAGAAUGAUGUGUAAAUAGCCUGAAUUGUAAUUUAUUGUGUGGUGAAUUGAAGAUAAGACUAUCUUUAAAAAUGAGAACUGAGAAAAAGCCUUGUAAAGAGUGUGAGAUUUGUGAUAUGGAAGUGUGUAUUUCUUUUAUCAGUUUAAUUUCUAUAUCAAAGACCCUAUCUAGAGUGUCAUUUAAACGGUAGCACCUCUCAUCCAGUCCCAGCUGCAAGAAAUAUAUUGUCCGGGUGUCAGCUAGUACUAUAUAGCAAGUUAUGUAGACUUGAUUUAAAUUGAGAGAGAUAUAUACUCGAAUGAAAUAUUGUAAGAAGUUUGCAUUCAGAGCAGUGUUCUUAAGUUUGCAUUCAGAGCAGUGUUCCUACAUUGGCAUUCAGAGUAGUGUUGUCAUCUCUAGAAACUAGUAUGAUAUCCUUCAGUUAAGAGAUUUAUUUUCGAUUCCACAAGCCUAUUGUGAUAAUAAGAAUAACCAGGCUUCUUUUUUUUUCGAAACGAUUUUAGCGCUUGGAUAUUCUAGAAACAGUAUAAGUUAAGACCCUAGGACAUCCAAGCACUAAGAUCAAUUGGAGAAUAUGCCGGCAGAUCUGUAUCUAGAUAAAUUUUGUUAAAUGUGUGAUGAACGUGAUAUAAUAUAAAAAAAAUAUUCAAAU